AUGAAGAGCGAUACAAAAUUGGACCUUUAUGAAAUUUUGGGGGUGGAUAAAAAUGCCAGCGUGAAGGAAAUUGCCAAAGCGUACAGAAUACUUGUGCUAAUGUACCACCCGGAUAAGUUUGCCGCCAGGAAGGGCAAGACAGAUGCCAAAGGGAAAGAGAACGGAAAGCUGGACGAACUUGAGAAGGAAACAGUGGAUGAGGAGGCAAACGAGGGGGAAGACGAAAUUGUAAAGGGUGAUGAGGAGGACGCCUCACAGAAGAGCAAACAAGACAAAGAGGAAUCGCUCACCCUGGAAAAGUGCAAAGAAAUGUUCCUUCAAAUUCAGAAGGCAUAUGAAAUAUUGAGGGACCCCGAAAAGAGGAAGAAUUAUGAUGAGUUCGGCCUGGAAGAUGAUGAAUUUAGCGAAUUUAAAAAUUAUUUUAACCCCAAAUUAUUUCAUGAAAGAAUUAAAGUAGAGGACAUAUUAAACUAUGAAAAGAAAUACAAAAAUAGUUCCGACGAGAAGGAAGACCUGAUCGAAUUUUACAACAAAUUUAAUGGAAAUUUAACCCACAUUUUGGAGUACAUUCCAUUCAGUGAAGAAGCUGACCUGACCAGGUACAUAGACAUAUACAAUAGUUUAUUCAAAUCCAAGGAAAUUAAAAAAACGCCUGACUAUGAUAAGACUUUAAAAAAUAUCAACAACAUUAUUAAAAAGUAUGCCAACUUGAAGAAGAAGGAUUCACGAGUGAAUAAAAAAAGAAAAAAUUCUGUCCCCCCCCUGGACGACUUAGUUUUGGCCAUUCGAAAUAAUGAAGCGAAAAGGACGAUAAAAAUAAACAACCUGCUUUCCAACAUUGAGAAGGAAUACCAGAAAAAGAACCCCAAGAAGAGAAAGGUCAAGCCGCCCACGGAGGAAGAGUUAAACGAAAUUAGCAAGCGCCUCGAGGAGAAUAAAAAGAAGAACGCCGCGUCGAAGAAGUUGAAGAGUUAA
Messenger RNA from Plasmodium coatneyi, 975 nucleotides. RefSeq lists its product as uncharacterized. Lineage: Eukaryota; Apicomplexa; Aconoidasida; Haemosporida; Plasmodiidae. The transcript has a single exon. The record is from RefSeq and is a predicted model, not a curated record. The coding region runs from base 1 to 975 and encodes 324 amino acids.